AUGUCAAGAGAUCGAAAAGGGGGACCACGGGAUGACCGACGAUACGAUGAGAGAAAGCGAGGUCCUGAUCGCGAAGAAAGCCGACAUCGUCGUGAGCAUGGCAGCCCUGGGCAGGGUCGCAAUCAAAGGUCCGAAAAUGGAUCUGAUAAAAGAAAUUCUCAAUCACAUUUUCCUAAUCGUAACGAGAGAGGUAUAACAACCUUCAAUGGGGCUCCUUUCUCAGAGGGAGACCUCAUGGCCGAUAUACCCAAAAAGAAAUUUACUGGACGUUGUCGCCUUUUCGUUGGUAAUUUGCCCAACGAAGUUAGCGAAGAUGAGCUUAAGAAACUUUUUUCACCUCAUGGAGAUAUCUCUGAGUGUUACCUUAGCGGGAAAGGAUUUGCAUUUCUUCGACUGGACACGAGAGCUAACGCUGAAAGUGCCAAAGAAGCCAUCGACGGAAAAAAUCUACAUGGUCGACCUAUUCGAGUUCGCUUCGCUGUGCACGGUGCUGCUCUGAGAAUAAAGGAAUUAUCUUCUACCGUUUCUAAUGAAAUGCUGUACCACGCGUUCGCGCGAUUCGGCGACGUCGAAAGAGCCAUCCAUAUAGUAGAUGAAAAAGGACGUCCAACCGGUGAAGGCAUCGUUGAGUUUGAGAGAAAGGGUCCAUGUCAAGAAGCGUUACAAUCCAUUCGAGAGAAGGUCUUCAUAUUGACAGCGAACUCGAAGCCAAUCAGUGCUGAGGUAUUGGAACAAAAAGAUGAAGACGACGGGUUAGCCGAACGUAUGAUUCCUCGAACCCCUCAGUUGAACAAGGAACGUGAACUCGGACCUCGAUUUCCUGGUCCUAAUUCCUUCGAAUACAUUUACGGUAUGAAAUGGAAGGAUUUAUACGAAAUGGAAAAACAGCGUCGAGCUCAGUUCGAAAAAGAGCUCGUCGAAAGUAGACGACGUCUUGAAGCAGACAUGGAAGUAGCUUAUCAGGACUAUCAAGCUCAAAUGUUGAGAGAGGAUCUCCAACGUAGACAGCAGGAGCUUGAGAGACUCGAAGCCCUCAGACGAGAGAGAACUAGACCCCCUGGUGUAGGCCCAGGUUCUGCGAACCCUCCACCAAAUUCAUCGAAUGGAAAUUCACACGGAGGACCAUCUCAUCCUCCUCCACAUGGUGGACCAGGUUCAGGUGUACCUAUGAUGGGACCAGGCCCAGGUCCUGACUUCAGAAAAGAAUCAGAAAAAUUAUAUGGUGGUCCACCAGGCCCUGUACCACCAGGCGGCCCUAAUAGUAAUUUCCCACCACCACAUUUUGGUCGUGUACCACCUAUGGGAGGACAUUUCCCUGGAGGACCUCCAAUGAACAUGAACUUCAACGGCCCACCGCCCAAUCAUCACGACAGAGGUGAACGGCCGAAUCAAACCAACAUGUUAGAAGGUGUUCAACGCUUAUUGCAAAUAUUUAAAAAUGAGCCAGCUGGAUCAUCUUCCCCUCGAGGGCCACCGCCAAUGUUCGGAUAUGGGGGACCAGAUUUCCCUCCUGAAAAACGAUCUAGACGUUAA
Molecule: messenger RNA, 1533 nt
Organism: Auanema sp. JU1783
Lineage: Eukaryota; Metazoa; Nematoda; Chromadorea; Rhabditida; Rhabditidae
Source: the annotation of a GenBank genome assembly